This is a messenger RNA of Zygosaccharomyces rouxii, 1116 nucleotides long. It is a transcript of the gene IVY1, whose product is annotated as Ivy1p. Bases 1 to 1116 code for a protein of 371 amino acids. Lineage: Eukaryota; Fungi; Ascomycota; Saccharomycetes; Saccharomycetales; Saccharomycetaceae. Gene Ontology annotation, molecular function: phospholipid binding. Gene Ontology annotation, cellular component: fungal-type vacuole membrane. The transcript has a single exon. Gene Ontology annotation, biological process: vacuole fusion, non-autophagic. The record is from RefSeq and is a predicted model, not a curated record.
AUGGAUAGACCUGAUUCUGGCAGUGUUUCUCCCGGGAGAUAUGCACCUCAUCUCUCCGAAUUUUAUUCAAUUGUCAAUAAUACGAGUCCCAGUAGUUCAGAUGGUAUGGUUGAUGGUGAACGCCGUGGAUCACAUUCGAUGGCCGCUCCCAGUAUGACGUCCAAUUUUAGCUCUAUCAGCGAUUUGAGAACUCUAGUCACUAAAAGGGAUAUUAAGAAUACUGUCGAUGCUCUUCAAGGGUUGUUAGAUUCAUCAAGGGCAUAUAAUUCAUCGUUACAAGAGGUUUCACGUAAUGCUAGCCUAAUGGGACAUUCUUUAGAGAAUCUAGCCAGAUUGAAAGGCUGUAGUGAUGAUAGUGCAGAGAAAUUAUUGAGUGCAAGCGGAUUAUUCUAUCUAUUGGCCAACCAUGAAAAUAUAAUGUCACAAUGUUUAAAGGGUGUACUUGGUGAGAGUCUAUUAGAUAAAAUUGAUCAAUUUAAGGUAGAAUCUAAAAAGAUGGAAAAUGAAUUUAAAAGUCAUGCAAGGGAGGAAAGUCUUAAAUUGAAGAUUCAGGAGAGACAUAACUUGAAAUUGGCACAGCGUAGAACGAGAAAUUUAGUCUCAUACAAAGAAAGUUUGGUAAAUCUACAAUCUCAAUUGGAUCAAUUGGAAUCUCUAAGGCACGAUUAUUAUCAGGAUUCUUACAAUUUGGUAGAAUCGACGUGUGCAAAAGUGCUGGACGCCGUAGCGACCGUCUCAAGAGCUCGUGUAGAAAUUUCAGAAAAUGUUGCACGGAAAGGUUGGUCUGGUGGUGGUCUUGACGAUCUUUUAAUGGACGCUGAAGAUCCUUUCAACAAGGAAGAUUCAACAAUUAACGAAGGCCAGAGUGAAGGUGAAGAAACUAUCGAAGAUGAUAAUCUAAAGAAGGGUGUUGCAUCACCACAAUUUUCUACUGCACAACCACACAAUGAGAUGGAAUCUGAAGCUGAACAUGACCAUAGCCAUGAAAAUGAAGAUCGAGAUGACGAUGAAGAUGAUGGUAACGUUGACCCAGAUGCUGAUAACUCAUUUUCCCUACCACUGGCUGGUAGUUCGAGAAGUCGGGAACCACCAAUCGAAAAUGACGACGAAUCAUAA